Messenger RNA from Hevea brasiliensis (rubber tree), 1203 nucleotides. Its product is annotated as U-box domain-containing protein 7. The coding region runs from base 1 to 1026 and encodes 341 amino acids. Gene Ontology annotation, molecular function: protein binding. Gene Ontology annotation, cellular component: nucleus; cytoplasm. The record is from RefSeq and is a predicted model, not a curated record. Lineage: Eukaryota; Viridiplantae; Streptophyta; Magnoliopsida; Malpighiales; Euphorbiaceae. The transcript is spliced from 2 exons.
AUGGAAGAGUUUGUGGUGCAGAAUCUCUUCAAUGGUGAGAGAGAAGCACAGAUUCAGGCUGCUGCUCAACUUGGUAAACUCACUAGUAAGCAAAGGCACAAAUUGGCUGAAAGAGGGAUUAUUUCUCCUUUGAUUUCAAUGCUUCAGUGUCAGGAUUAUGAAGCCAUUGAAGCUGCUCUUUUUGCUUUACUUAGCCUUGCCUUUGGAAGUGAAAGAAACAAGAUUCGGAUAGUGAAAUCUGGGCUUGUACCUGUGCUGUUAGAGCUCCUCCAAUGCCAGAAUGGGACGCUGACUGAGCUCAUAAUAGCUGCUCUCUUGAUCGUCUCUUCUUGUACAGCGAACAAAUUAGCAGUCACAUCUUCUGGUGCUAUUCCAAUCCUUGUUGGAAUCCUCAAUGGAGACUUUGCAAAUAAUGAUGAUGAUGAUACCACAAACACCAUUAGCAUCCAAGCCAAGCUUGAUGCUAUAGCGACACUCCACAAUCUCUCAACUUGUCAUCAGACUAUUCCAUCAAUUGUUGCUUCUAGGGUAGUUUUUACCCUGCUUCAAAUAAUUCACAGCUAUGAAAAAUCAUCACAAUUUGUUGAGAAAGCAAUGGCACUGCUAGAAAAUAUAGUGACUUUAUCAGAGAAUGCACUUCUGCAGACUGCCAGUACAAGUGGGGCAAUUCGAGCUUUGGUCGAGACGAUUGAAGAGGGUUCUCCGCAAUGUAAAGAGCACGCAGUGGUAAUUCUGCUGUUGAUAUGCCAGAGCUGCAGAGAAAAAUACAGAGUACUGAUUUUAAGGGAAGGUGUAAUGCCAGGAUUGCUUCAGUUAAGCGUAGAUGGAACGUGGAGGGCUAAGGAUACAGCUCAAGAACUGUUGCUGCUCCUGAGGGAUUGUUCAUGUUAUGGUUCGAGAAGUAAACAAUCGAAGCAUGAACUUAUAGAGCAGAUCAUGCAAGAAAUUGACGCAGAAGGAGAAACAGUCAUGGGAACAACAACGCUUAGGAUGUUGGAGGAGAUGAUUGCAAAGCUCAGUACGUGAUCCAUAAUUGUUUCUUUCAAAAUUGUGGAAGUUUUGAUCUGCUGGUGCUUAUUUAAAAUAUAGAGAUUAUUUGUAUAUAGGAUUGGGAUUGGCAUUAGGAUUCUUUUGCCAAUUUGGGUGGUACAUUUCACCCUGAUGAUUUCAUACUGAUAUUUAUGCCGAGUGACAUUCAUGGUA